Molecule: messenger RNA, 522 nt
Organism: Tetrahymena thermophila SB210
Lineage: Eukaryota; Ciliophora; Oligohymenophorea; Hymenostomatida; Tetrahymenidae
Product: cyclic nucleotide-binding domain protein
Exons: 7
Molecular function (GO): protein binding
Source: RefSeq, a predicted model, not a curated record
AUGUAAAAUAAUAUAAUAGUAUAUUAUGAUAUCUAAGAUUUUCUAAGCUCUGAACUGUCAUCACUUACAAAUCUUUAGAUUAGUUUAAAUAACUAUUUAAUUGGUGAUGAAGGAGCAUAAAAAUUGGGACUUGGUUUAGCUCAGUGCACUAAUCUAUCAUCUUUGACGCUUUACCUUGAGAGAAAUUUAAUUGGAGUAUAAGGUGUAUCAAUUUUGAGUUCUAGUUUAGCUAAGUUUUCUAAUAUCUCAUUUUUGUCACUUGAUCUUCGCUAUAAUCCAUUAUAAAAUGAAGGAGUAUCAAUAUUGGCUUCUAGCUUAGCUUAAUGCUCUAAGCUCUCAACUUUAACACUUGAUCUUAGAUAGAAUUCUAUUGGUGAUUCAGGUGCAUCAAACUUGAGUUAUAGUUUAAAUUAGUGCCCUAAUCUCUCAACUUUGACAAUUUAUUUUAGAAAUUCAGAAGAAAACUGCUUAAAAUCAAAAGGUUAGUUUAAAAAAUAAUAAAACUAUCAUCAUACUGAAUGA